Messenger RNA from Magallana angulata, 3230 nucleotides. Its product is annotated as sushi, nidogen and EGF-like domain-containing protein 1. The transcript is spliced from 13 exons. Gene Ontology annotation, biological process: cell-matrix adhesion. Bases 1 to 1758 code for a protein of 585 amino acids. The record is from RefSeq and is a predicted model, not a curated record. Gene Ontology annotation, molecular function: calcium ion binding. NCBI's taxonomy places the organism in Eukaryota, Metazoa, Mollusca, Bivalvia, Ostreida, Ostreidae.
AUGUUGAGUCUGAGAAUAAUUGGCUAUCCCCUGAGUCAAUUUUAUUCUUAUGGAUCAACUGCAGCAGAUAACAAUUUACCGGCCAAUGAUGAUAGUUACACUUCCAGUAUUCCUAUAUCUGUUCCAUUUCCUUUCUUUGGGUCAUCGUACAGUUCGGUUUAUGUCAAUAACAACGGUGACGUGACUUUUGACGCUCCAUUAAGUCAGUAUACCUCUCAAGCCUUUCCUGUAAGUGGAUCCCAUAAAAUAAUAGCGCCAUUUUGGACAGACAUCGAUACAAGAAAAGGGGGGGAUUUGUGGUAUCGAACAACAACAGAACAUACCGUUUUACAAAGAGGAACAAAUAAAAUCCGUUCUUUAUUUCCUGAACUACAUCACUUUUCUGCCACGUGGAUGAUGGUUGUAACGUGGGAAGAUGUUGCUGCUUACGGAUGCUCUUCCUCUGGAACUCUACUGUGUUCUCAACGUAACACAUUUCAACUUGUAUUAAUAACUGAUGGGGUUCAUUCGUUUGCUGUAUUCAACUACAAUAAAAUCACCUGGACCAUGAGUACCCAGGUUGGGUUCAAUGCUGGUGAUGGAACACAUUACUAUGCUGUUCCUGGGUCCAUGACAGACAGCAUGUUAAAUCUCCCUCAAUUGUCAAACAUUGGUGUCCCUGGCCAGUUUGUCUUCAGGGUUGAUGAAAGUAACAUUGCUAAUGCUGAUGUCAUUGAUGAGUGUAUCAGUUCGCCUUGUAUGCAUGGAAACUGUUCCAACGAAUAUCUUCAUUACGUGUGUAUAUGUCAACCAGGAUACACUGGCAUCAACUGUGAAAUAGAAAUCGAUGAAUGCCAGAGUUCACCUUGCAUCCAUGGAAGCUGUAUUGACCAACUCAAUCAUUACACCUGUCACUGUGAGCCGGGGUACACUGGAUAUAACUGCCAAACAGACAUCGAUGAGUGUUCCAGCUCGCCCUGUGUUUAUGGUACUUGUUUAGAUCUUGUCAAUGGAUAUGUAUGCAACUGUUUGCCAGGAUAUACAGGGAGGCACUGUGAAAUUGAUAUCGAUGAGUGUCAAAGUUCACCAUGCAUCAACGGAAAUUGUACAAAUAACAUCAACUUCUACACUUGCCAAUGUUUUGCAGGAUUUACAGGAACAAAUUGUGAAAUAGAUAUAGACGAAUGUGCAAGCUCCCCUUGUGUGCAUGGAAACUGUACGGAUCAGGUCAAUGGUUAUGUAUGUGAGUGCAUUCCUGGUUAUACCGGAGUUAUUUGUGAAACAGAAAUAAAUGAAUGUGAAAGUUCGCCUUGCAGUCAUGGCGUAUGUCUUGAUGAAAUAAAUGCUUAUCAAUGUAUCUGUGAUACGGGUUACUAUGGAAGACAGUGUUCAUACUUCGAUGUCCUCUAUUUAUGGCCGCUGCUUGUAGGAUUACUACUUUUACUUCUUUCCAUUUUGUUAUUGUUUCUGUGGAAAAGAUGGAAGAGACACUACCCGGGAGAAGAAGAGUCUGGGGUUCUUGCAUUCAGUGAUGUAUCACUUGGACCUGGUAAAGCAGCUUUCCAAUCUUCUCUACAUGUAAAUACAACAAAAAUUUCGAUUCCUGUAAAAGAAGGUGUUGGAUUUUUUGUGAAGAUGAACCGUUCGUUUACUUCAUCAAGCGUUGUAAAAAUGGUAGAAAAAGUAAAAAUGUCAGCCAACAGAGUUUUAGAGAAAUUGACACCGUUUAGGACUAACAAAGUAACAAUAAAAGACUGUGAAGUAAAUACAAUAUCUUAAGCAAUAUAUGUCCUUUGUAAAAUAAAUUCUAUCGACAAAUUUGUGAUAUUCUUUCAAUACUGUAAUUUAAUUACCAUAUCAUUUUCAUUCAUCUAUGUAUACGUGUUUACUGUGUGAUUUCGUACAAUGUAAGCAAUGAUAUGAUAACGUUAUAGAAAGCAAUUGCUCAGUGUGAAUUUCCAAAAAAUUCUCAAUGUUAUAUGCAUAAAUUAUUCUUAAAUUUUGUAAUGUUAUGAAUAUCAUGUAUAUUUAUUUAUUUAUAUUUUUUAUUCAUUUAUACGUUAUUUAUUUAUGACUAUUUUUCUAUUAGAUUUACAUGUAUAACUGCUUCGAUAUUUUAUCAUCUAGAAACCAUUAUGUUAUACAAUGUGACCAGUCCGUUGUUGGUGUACCAUUAUACAUGAAUAUGUCCAGUUUGUUACAUCCUUCUUGUUAUACAUACAUGUAAUUAAAUGGUCUGUUCAUCAAGGAGUUGUUCGACAUUUUGGUAAACAUAGCACUUUCAAUAAAAUUCUUUAAUUAAAUACACACAUUAGUGUCAAAUUGGUUUCGUAGUUCUCAUUUAAAUUCAAUGGACGAAAUAGCCAAAUAAGUUUUUUUUGGAGGUUGAGUCUGAUAUCAUAAGUGAUGAACCUGUCCGAAGCAAACAUACGUUAUCUUUAUAACUUUUGCACUUUGACCAAUUUCUAUAUAAUUUCUGUUAUGACACAAAUAUGUAUAUGUUCAAUUUGCCUUAAUAAGGCAAAAGUUGAUUCCUCACCUUUGAUUUGAAAGGAAAAAAAUUAACUAUGUUCAAGUAUUUAGCAUUGUUUAUUUUUUUACAUGUUGUAUAUAAUUGGUUUAUAUGAUAAAGUUUUUCGUCAUUUGUUAUUAAAUGACCAAUUUCGAUUCAACUAUGUGUUUUAGUCCAUCAUUUUGAAAUCAAACAAAGCAAAAACAUUCAGAGUGAAGAGUUAACAAAAAUAUAUAUGUUCAGUUUGCCUUACUUCUUACUUGUUAUAUUCCAUUUAAUGGUUUGUUUAACAGUUUAAAUACUCUUUGGUAAUAGCUACUCAUGUUUUAAAACUGCUCUAAUUAAUCACACAGUUAUUUGUCGAAUAGUUUUUGUAGAAUUAAAAGAAGGAGUUGGGUUACUGGUACUCAAUGACUGUUUUCCUUGUUCUUUAAGGCAUGUAAACAUUUAAUAUAGAUGAAUAAGUCAUAUUAGUGUUUUUUGUGGGUUUUUUUUAGUUCUUUAAGAAAAAUGUUAUAGAAUAAAAUUUCUAUAUCCCACUCUUUUUGCUAUCAGUUGUGAAAAAUUUUGGCGCAGUUGUUGUUUAGAGGACAUUCAGUUUGUUUCAAUAAUAUGAUAAUAAUGUCUUAUUGAUAAUGAAAGUUACGUGGGGUUUAAAUUGAUUAGGAAUCAAAUCAAACUGAAUUGUGAAGCACCGACCUGUUCGUCUUCUUUACACAUUCUUGAAUUAUGCAGUGGU